AUGAACUUUCCAAGGCACGACAUGCCAGGCAUGGAUAUGGGCGACGACUCAUCCGGCUCCUCGUCGUCGUCGCACGGGUCAAGCAUGAUGACCAUGGUCUUCCAAACCGAAACUCGCACACCGCUGUACGCCAACUCGUGGACACCAAAUAAUGCAGGUUCCUAUGCGGGGACAUGUAUUUUCCUGGCUGUUCUUGCCAUCAUUGCGCGGGCCCUCGUCGCAUUCAAAGCUGUCCAAGAAGCUCGCUGGCUUGAUCGCGAAGCUGCGCGCCGUUACGUGGCUGUCAAUGGCAAGAUCCCCUUGUCGGAGCAGAUAGCUUCCAGCCCCGACGCGCGCCGCAUGACCCUCUCGGAGAACGGUCUCGAAGAAACCGUCGUAGUUGUGGAAAGGAAACGAGCAGCGACGAGACCGUGGAGGUUCAGUGUUGACCCGGUUCGGGCAUGUCUUGAUACCAUGAUCGUCGGGAUUGGAUAUCUUCUCAUGUUGGCCGUUAUGACGAUGAAUGUCGGCUACUUCCUCUCCGUCCUGGCUGGUGUCUUUGUUGGCAGCCUAGCCGUCGGUCGAUACAUACCAACAGUCGAGCAUUAG
Fusarium tjaetaba is the source of this 588-nucleotide messenger RNA. RefSeq names its product Ctr copper transporter. Lineage: Eukaryota; Fungi; Ascomycota; Sordariomycetes; Hypocreales; Nectriaceae. The coding region runs from base 1 to 588 and encodes 195 amino acids. Gene Ontology annotation, biological process: intracellular copper ion homeostasis; copper ion transmembrane transport. The transcript has 2 exons. Gene Ontology annotation, molecular function: copper ion transmembrane transporter activity. The record is from RefSeq and is a predicted model, not a curated record. Gene Ontology annotation, cellular component: plasma membrane.